Molecule: messenger RNA, 1645 nt
Organism: Anopheles merus
Lineage: Eukaryota; Metazoa; Arthropoda; Insecta; Diptera; Culicidae
Exons: 3
Coding region: 6-1397 (463 amino acids)
Source: RefSeq, a predicted model, not a curated record
CCGCGAUGGGGAAAGUUCGUCUAUUCGUGAUACUAGCUGUGCUACUGAGAAUCUAUGCUGCAGAUGCAUCGUCCAAAAUUGUUCUAGACAGUCACUUUCAUUACGUUGUGGUGGGUGGGGAUCACGUGGCGGAAAGCGUGGGACGGUACCUCGCUGCCCGGGACACGAAUAAAACGGUGCUAGUACUUAAAGGUAGCCGGUGUAAUGAUGUGCUAGAACCAUCCGAACCGUCGAAGCUGUGGCUGGAGGUGUCUUACCUCUUUGCUGAGAGUGCCCACUAUCUCGGCUACGAGUUUAUCGAUCCGUUUCUGCACGGUUCUAAGCCGGGCAUUGCGUUUACCAAUCAAACUGCAAGUUUUAUUCCACCUGCACAGCAGCUCUACGCGGUCGAUCCUAAUUUGAAGAUGUUGAUCGAUGCCAGACCUCAAAGAAUCAUCUACAACAAGGCAUCUUCAACGGCGCUUGGAGUGGAAGUAAGCAUCAACUAUGAAUCGCAGUACAUAUUUGCGACCGAGGAGCUGAUCAUAGCGGGGAGAUGUUUGGAGGACUACAAGCUCAUCUCUCAAGUUGAUAUAUUUCCGUGGGAUUUGUUGAGCGGGAUCCUUAAUAAUAUACCGCUAGAGAUUGCUCUGAAAAGUCCCAUCAUUGCUCCAAUAUUUCGCAUGAAUGCUACUCCAACGUCCAACCAUACGAUCGAACCGAAUAAGCAGCCUUACUGUCUUCUGGCGACGGAACUCUUCAUCGAGACAUUAUCAAAGUCCCAAACCAAUCAAACCACUGCCACCAAAGAAGGCAUACAACCGAACGCGAAAGUGAACAUAAUCGUCAACGAACGGGCACCGGAUCGUUGGAUAGGAUUUAAUCCUUCCGUCAUCUACCAAGACACAGCAACGGAACUGAACGAUCCGGCUACAGUAUAUAAGGUACUAGCGGACACCAUCGACGAAUGUAUGAAAAUAGGAACAAGUCAAACGUUUCAGCAGCUGGGUCUUUCCCUACUACCGCACCAGCCACCAGCUUCGGCCAAACACAGUUGCCCACCGGACCAACCGGAGAGCGUGCUGUGUUUUGUAAACUUUACGCUGACCACCGCUUACAACCGUGAGGAGGACACGCCUGUGAGUGCCUCCCUGCCCGAGUUGAACCAUCUUACGGAAGACUUUCGGCUGAAAAGUUCUCGGAAGCUUCGGUUACUUCCCUUUGGCCUAACGUCACCGUUUCUGGAGCAUUGGUGGAAGCGGAUAUUCUCGCCGAGAAAGAUUGCGCGCGAAUACACGACCCGGAUGGGGAUUGUGAGUCGCGACUUGGGGCAGUUGAACCUUCCCUCGAUGGAUGCGCUGUUGGACAAGCUGAAGGAACGAUUGAAGGUCAUUGGAAGUAUCCCAUCGAGACAUUAGAUAAGCGUGUAGAUAAGUGCCUGUUAGUGUGUAAUUCUACUGUAAGGUACGAUGAUAGAUGCUCAAUUCACUGAUAGGACGUCUAUCGGUGUCAGGUAUCAUAAUCAAUGAGCUCGCAAGUAAGACAUCCACAAUGGAUACGUCGUGUUGUUUAUGAACUUCAAGUAAAAUACAUUUCAGUGUAAAAAAUUACAUGAAUUACUUACAAAGAACUUCUUUAAUAUCUAUCCGAGCUCGUAUGGACCUUC